Molecule: messenger RNA, 2307 nt
Organism: Chroicocephalus ridibundus (black-headed gull)
Lineage: Eukaryota; Metazoa; Chordata; Aves; Charadriiformes; Laridae
Product: urea transporter 2-like
Exons: 12
Coding region: 610-1890 (426 amino acids)
Biological process (GO): urea transmembrane transport
Cellular component (GO): membrane
Molecular function (GO): urea transmembrane transporter activity
Source: RefSeq, a predicted model, not a curated record
UACUUGAGACCCACUGUUUAUGUGAUGGGGUUUGUACCCGAUUGCAAAACUUCAUUUAUUUUGUAUCUGUAACCAAAAAAAAGACCAUAAAAAAGUCGUAUCUGACAUUUUCUUUCAAUGGGUUGACCAGAAAACAGACAUCUGAUGCAGACGUUUGGCUGUCUUUAUAUAUAUAUGUGCAAAAGUGACUUCGUGAUUCUUCCUCAAAGUUUUGUGAGCCAGCUGUGAGGUCCAAGCAGCGCCUCUGGGAGCUUUGUCCUGAUCUGGAUUUCUUAUCCCCAUCACCAAAGACCAGCUGAAUCUUCACACCAUUUCGUCGUCGAAGUGAGAUGCUCCAACUAGCCUCCUAACCCUCUGAAAACACACACCUGAAUUCUCUGCACUCAACAGAGCAUCCCAAGGAUAAACCCUCCAGUAAAUCCUACGUGACUGAAGCUAUAGGAGCCCGACUAUCGGGAGAUACUGCUGCAAGAGAGGGAGUCGAAGAAGCAGUAAAGUAUCGCCUUGGAGCAAAGCAACGUGUUGCGUUACAUACUACACAGACCGGGAAAGGAAAGCGCAGAAAGACUCCAAGACCACAUCGUAAACGCCAAGUAUCUAAAUAAGGAUAUGGAGCUUGGAGAGAUCGUUGUGGCUGACCAUCCCAGUGAGAGGCAGUUGUACACGGAGCAGAAGCCAAGAGCCUACGACCUGCUGGGCAGAAGCGUAAAUCGGAUCCACCAAGUUUUCGGGUAUCUCACAGGAGAAAUGAAGGAAUACGGAGAGUGGAUGAAAAAUAAGCCUCUAAUGGUCCAGCUGGUGGACUGGAUCUUGCGAGGGACCUCUCAGGUGAUGUUUGUCAACAACCCUCUCAGCGGGCUGAUCAUUUUAGUGGGGAUCUUCAUCCAGAGCCCCUGGUGGAUGCUGACGGGCUGUAUUGGAAUGAUCAUGUCCACAUUAACUGCGCUGGCCCUCAGUCAGGACAGAUCAGCCAUUGCAGCUGGGCUGCACGGCUAUAACGGGAUCCUGGUGGGAUUGCUCAUGGCCGUCUUCUCCGACAAAGGCGAUUACUACUGGUGGCUCCUUCCUCCUGUGGCGGUUAUAUCGAUGGCCUGUCCAAUCCUAUCCAGUGCUUUGGGAUCCAUCCUCAGUAAAUGGGACCUUCCUGUUCUCACUCUGCCCUUCAAUAUUGCGGUGACUUUGUACUUGGCAGCCACAGGACACUACAACCCCUUCUUCCCUACAACCCUCAUCAAGCCUGUAGCCUCGGCGCCCAAUAUCACCUGGUCUGCAAUCAAUGUGCCACUGCUCUUGCAGUCCAUCCCCGUCGGUGCCGGGCAAGCGUACGGUUGUGGAAACCCCUGGACUGGAGGCAUCAUCCUUGUUGCUUUAUUCAUCUCCUCCCCACUUAUUUGUUUACACGCUGCAAUUGGAUCAACAGUGGGGAUGUUUGCAGCGCUGAGCAUUGCAUCACCCUUUGACAGCAUCUACCUUGGCUUACACAACUACAACUGCGCGCUGGCGUGCAUUGCGAUUGGGGGCAUGUUCUACGCCCUCACCUGGCAGAUUCAUUUGCUGUCACUUGCCUGCGCAUUGUUUUGUGCCUACUCCGGAGCAGCUCUUGCUAAUGCCCUGUCUGUGCUUGGGCUGCCACUCUGCACCUGGCCCUUUUGCUUCUCCGCACUUCUCUUUUUGCUGAUAAAUUCAGACAACCCAGCCAUCUACAAAAUCCCUCUCUGCAAAGUCACCUACCCUGAAGCCAACCGGAUCUACUACCUGAGAAUGAAGAGAAGAGCAUCCGAGAGCAGGAGAGAAGAGCAGAAACGCAAGCAGCAGAAACCCUCUGGCGACUCAAAGAUAAGCACAGGAGGCACCCCCCUGUGCACCCCCAAAGCCCGCCACGCUUACUGAUUUCAAAUGCUCACGCGUGUACAGUUUUGGGGUGGUUUUUCAGAUGCUAGCUGAGCACCUCACAGCCACAAACACCACCUUCAGCGGUGGUCUGCAGGCUGGGGAUUCGUCACCCCACGCUCUGGAGGAAACACGAUUUGCCCUUGAGCUAAGCUUUCCAAAAAGCACUCAGGUAACAUAAUGAUGACUGCCUUAUCAAUCCACAUGCUGUUAACUUGAAAGUCACCUCUUAUCAAUAGUAAUUACAAGAAUAGGCAGAAGAACAUUAACGCUGGCAUUUAAUUUCAGGCAAGUAAUUUAACAAAAUAAAUAUGCUGAGAAGGCACUGAUGUCUAAUAAUAAUAAAUAAUGUAAGAACUACGUCAAGAGCUGCACUUCAAAUUAAGAACAUGUAUAUUUGAAAGUGGAAUAAACAGA